AGAUGAGACGAUUGAGAAUAUUGUUAAGAACACAGUUCAUCUGAACGGUCUUUAAGAUUUCGUAAAUUUUACACAGGAGCUCGAGACAGGGGAACAGACCGACAUAGCGCGCACUGCCACAGAACUUUGGCCUAACUCUGGGCUUUCAGUAGGCCGUGGAGUUGUGACUUCGAUUGCGUUACGUUAAUUUAUUUAAAUCUCAAGUGGACUGAAUUGAAUCUAUUUGACUAAGUCUCUCUGUGUCUAUGUUAUUACAAGUCUGAGAAUGGCUAACUCUGCUGCCGCUAAACUUCCUUGCUCAACGUUCGGAUGUUCCUACUCGCCUCAGUUGGUACUACAUGGUAAUACGAACACUUGUUGUGAARCAAGUCACCAAAUCCAGGAUGGCUUGCCUGGACAUUCAGUGUGUCCUUGCCAAUUAGAUCGAGUUUUACAGCACAGAGUAGCUUCAAUGCCAGUCAAUGUCCUUCCAAGACCACCAUUUGGGGAUACAGCAUAUUCUAUCGGUAGCGGCUCUGGGCUAUCUGCCUUUUACUCGCCACUGGCAAGAGCGUGUGAGAUUAAAGAUGUUCCACAGCCAUGGAGGGAUUCGUGGUUCUUAUCKCAUGCAACUCGCGGGCCGUUCGAUAUACACGGCUUCGAUCCGCACUCGCACGGGGCUUGUACAAGAUUCGCGGAAAGAUUUUCACCAAUCGACCUAGCUGCGGCUGGAGCCCGGCGGAAAAACGCUACUCGAGAAACUACAAGCACUCUCAAAGCCUGGCUUUAUGAGCAUCGAAAGAACCCUUACCCCACUAAAGGAGAAAAAAUUAUGCUCGCCAUAUUAACAAAGAUGACUUUAACUCAAGUUUCGACGUGGUUCGCCAAUGCUAGGCGACGAUUGAAAAAGGAAAAUAAAAUGACUUGGUCGCCGAGAAAUCGAUGCGGCGAGAGAAAGGACGGCGGGGAUACGAGUGAUAUUGAAGACGUUGAUUUGGACAUGAACAGUGAUGACGAGAAGACAGAUUUCCAACAACAAGAAAGAAAAGAUAUUGAAGUUGACAGUCCAGAAAUCAAGAAAGAAAAUACUGAUUUGAAAGAGGAGACUGUUGAGAGGGACACCACAACAGCGCAGGACAGUCCUGAAUGCCCUUCGGAACGAAAAGAAAAUUUUCCUAGGGAGACAACAGGCGAACAUUCGCCAGCAAACCCGACGAGUCCUCCAGCAAUUUCAAGAAAAGAUUUACAAGUUUCACCAUCUACAGUAGAGUAUUCUCCGGUUAAGAGUCUAAGAAAGUGGGUGGAUGGGUGUUUCGUCCAUAACUCUGUUGUUACUUCUUGUCCAAGCUCUGUCCAGUCACAAAGUCCUGUAAAUACUCCCCCAACCAAUUCACCGGAAAGAAUUUCAACGGAAACUCCAGUAAUUUCGUCAGCUCCAAGUUCAAGAAUCCAUGCGAAACAAAGACGAGAAAGUAGCGAGACAGAAGACCGAAGUUCUGUAAACUCCAGUCCAACARCUGAAGAGAAUGAGCGCUCRGUYGCGCGRUCCAAACACGACGAAAAAGCGAGAUUUACAGUUAUUUAUCAACCCUCAGAGAAAAGACCUAAAGAACAGGCAAAUUACAGGGAAUUUGAUGCAGCUUUAGCAUUGACGACGCUUUCUUCUCGUUGAAAAAUGACGACGAACUUUUAGAAUGGGAUUACUGUGAGACCAUAGCUGUGUCCUGGAAAAAUGAAACAAAGAAAAAAAAAAUCAAAACGGGUUAAAAAGAAAUGAGUGAAAAUUUCUAUGUUUGUGGAAGCUGGUCAAACUAGCAUCCAUUAAAAGUGUUAAUAAGCACAAAAAAUGUUCUUUCAUUCGUGUUUUUUUAGUGUGUUAAAAAGGGUAUGAAAUACCACAUUCUUGACUUAUUUUAGUAUUGAUUGACGUGUUUUAAAAACUAAAAAACCGUUUACGACGAUGCUAGCAUGGACUCAAAGUCCUAAGGCUAGCAGCAUGUUUAUUUGUUCAAUAUGAACAAUAAUAAUGAAAUCGACUGAAAAGAGUAUUUGUCAGUUUAGAGACAUGGUGUUGAAAUUCCCACAGAAUACACCAGAGCUUUUAAUUUUGAGAGUUGCUGUUUGUAGAUAGUUAAGUCUUUUUGAAAUAAAAAUCGCUUUAAUAAAAAAAUCUUGUUUGGUUA
Exaiptasia diaphana is the source of this 2162-nucleotide messenger RNA. RefSeq names its product iroquois-class homeodomain protein IRX-4. Gene Ontology annotation, molecular function: RNA polymerase II cis-regulatory region sequence-specific DNA binding; DNA-binding transcription factor activity, RNA polymerase II-specific. The coding region runs from base 266 to 1651 and encodes 461 amino acids. Gene Ontology annotation, cellular component: nucleus. Gene Ontology annotation, biological process: cell development; neuron differentiation; regulation of transcription by RNA polymerase II. The record is from RefSeq and is a predicted model, not a curated record. NCBI's taxonomy places the organism in Eukaryota, Metazoa, Cnidaria, Anthozoa, Actiniaria, Aiptasiidae. The transcript is spliced from 7 exons.